Periophthalmus magnuspinnatus is the source of this 4262-nucleotide messenger RNA. Its product is annotated as protein unc-119 homolog A-like. Gene Ontology annotation, cellular component: spindle pole; intercellular bridge; centrosome. The transcript has 5 exons. Gene Ontology annotation, molecular function: lipid binding. Gene Ontology annotation, biological process: negative regulation of clathrin-dependent endocytosis; visual perception; mitotic cytokinesis. Bases 271 to 1050 code for a protein of 259 amino acids. The record is from RefSeq and is a predicted model, not a curated record. NCBI's taxonomy places the organism in Eukaryota, Metazoa, Chordata, Actinopteri, Gobiiformes, Gobiidae.
UUCGGACUUCUUUUUGUCUGAAUCAAAGUGAACGGGCGACUCGAGGAGGCGCAGUAGCCUGUAGUGUGUUGUCUUUGCGCACAUUGGAGAAAAGGUUCGAGCGCGCCUCGUCUUCCGCGCAAGAGGAGCGACAGUCACAGACAGACUGCAGCCUUGUAAUACAGGAGAUUUAAAUUAAGCAGCGGAUAAUAGCAGCAUCCGCGCGAGGGACGCGACUGUUUAGUGUCUUGGGUUGGCAGAAGGGGGGGACGGGAGGAGGAGGAGCGGAGAAUGAGCUAUUCUUGUACCAGCAGAGGCAACAGCCAGGACGCAGCGAGCGCCAAGAAAGCAGCCGGUGGCGGGACUCAUCCAUCCACUGGCACUGACGCGGAGGCAGGCGGCAAGAACGGCACCAAGAGCGGCAGUCCCAAGGAGAAAGCAGCAGCCGGGAUGAAAGUCAAGAAAGGCUCAGUAGACGUGGUGGGGGUCCCGGUGACCACAGAGGAGGAGCUGCUCACGAGCACCGGGAUCACACCGGAGGACGUGCUGGGCUUACAGAAAAUCACCGAGAAUUACCUGUGCAGUCCGGAUGAAAACGUCUACAACAUCGACUUCACCAGAUUCAAGAUCAGAGACAUGGAGACCGGCACUGUGCUGUUUGAGAUCACCAAACCUCCAUCAACAGAUAAAGCAGGAGAGAAGAGGGACAUCGACCCUAAUGCUGGGAGGUUUGUGCGAUACCAGUUCACUCCAGCUUUUCUACGACUCAGACAAGUUGGUGCCACAGUUGAGUUCACCGUUGGAGACCUGCCCAUUGAAAACUUCCGGAUGAUCGAGAGGCAUUAUUUCAGGGAGAAGCUGCUGAAGAGUUUUGAUUUUGAGUUUGGGUUUUGUAUGCCCAACAGCAAGAACACCUGCGAACAUAUCUACGAGUUUCCCCCACUGUCAGAUGACACCAUUCGAGAGAUGGUCUUGCACCCGUACGACACUCAGUCCGACAGUUUCUACUUUGUGAACAAUAAACUGGUGAUGCACAACAAGGCAGACUACUCCUACAACGGCGGUACAUAGAGAAACAUACAGAGAAUACAAACUGAAGCAGGUUUGGACUUUUGGACCAGUUCACCAUGCGACCCAGGGCCUCCAAAUAUCUCCACUCUGGCCUGGUCUGUGGUGUGUGUUUUAAACCAGCAGUUAAAUUGCUCUUUCGCCACGUCAAGAAGUCAAAAUAAUGAUAGAAGAUAUUUUUUUCAUUCCUGUAAAUGUCUUGAAAAAAACAUUUAUAUAAUUAAAGGUGUAUUUUGUGACUUUUCUGAUGACGGGUGCACUGCUACCUCAUUGUCUCCUCGGAGCUUUCUUGCUUUUCUUGAAGUGUUCCACAGUAACUUAUCAAGAUAGCAUUAAUUUAAUUCAUUCGUUCAUUUUAUGGCUCAAAAAUACCUUGAAAAACACUGCAAGUGGGGUCACCUCUCCCCAGAUCUGACCUGUAUCUGUGUCACUUGCUUGUCUAGAUUAGUUUAAUUCUGAACUGUGGAACAUUCCAGGCAGAGCAAUAACAUCCCCAUGGACACAAGCAAGUAGUGAACCCUCCACCACAAAAGUUGCGUAGUUCACCUUUAAAGGGACUAUAUAUAGGUUUGGUGGUUUAAAAAAACAUAAUAUUACAGUCUAACUACUACUGCUAAACCCCCUCCCAGCACAACGCAGUAUGUGAUUUCACUGUUAAUACUUCCUCAGGGAAACAUCAGUUUAAACCAAUGAGAAGCUUACAGUUAAAUAAAGAUUAGACGAUAUCUGAUCUGAUCCCUGUUACAGUAUGAUAUUUCAGUUAUUUCGUCUUUCUCUCUCUCUCUUAGUUACCUUUUAAAAAUACAUAAAGAAUCAAAACAAAAUUGGGAUCGAGGCUCUAUCAGUCCUAAUAUCCAUGUUCAUAGCAGCCCCAAUGCGAUUUAAUUGAAAAACCUACAUUUGUAAUCACAUGAGUCUAGCUGUGAAUAGAAGAAUAAAAAGGAAUUUUGAUGUUUUUGUUUUAGAUUGCAAUUAUCUGGCCCCACAAAUUUAUAAAUUGUUUGAUAAAGUUGUUUUGAAUUCAAAUGUUAAAUGGUUAAAUAUGCACAUAGGAAGCAAAAAUCACAAUUCUAUUACAACCCUGUUAUUUCUGACAUAAAAUUUAGAAACUUGCUAUAUAUAUUCGAUAUCAAUAUGACCCAUGAUUCAUAACGGUCAGGAGGGCUGGACCCAUCAGCAGGAUUAGCUACUGUACAUGUUUUAAGUUGGGUUGAAUUUUAAAUAUGCACAAUUAAAAUAUGACUGACUAUAAUGAAAAAGUUCCAUUAAGGGUCAAAAACUGCAAGUCAAAAUAUUAAUAUUAUAAUUGUAUAUCUUGUACUGCAUACAGUACUUACAUUACUACAUAUAGUCCCUUUAAAACUAUCUUCUGUUUGUCUGUCUGAAGCAUGUUUCAACUCUGGUUCAUCGACUCUUUGGCAGUUCACAGUAGUUUACAAUAAUAAAAUAAACUCUGAAACCUAUAGCACCUUUUGUAGAAACCACCAUAGAAAUAUUAGUGUUUAUACUUCCUGUUUCUGAUAAUUUAGCAGUGACUUCUUCUGUCAUGUGUCUUGUAUCCCCUGUAGUUUUAGCUCAGAGCGUGUUAUGUGUGUACCACCCCCUUACUAUUAUUACUUUAGAUUUAUUUAAUUUUAAAGGUAGUUGUAGAUACAAUUAUAAAAAGCUUGAAGUUGCACUAUUUGUGGAAGUAUAUUUUUGUUACUUAUGGAAAGGAUAUUACAGUAAUAAAGGUUCUUUACCAGUUGGAUCAUGGCAAGACAUGUUUAAAAGCAGUAAAAAGCACCGGUAGGUACUAUUUGAUAAUUGGCUCUGUGCACAAUGUUUUUUGCCAAGUGGAGCUAAAAUCACAAAAUCAUGAUAAAUCAGGCAGUGGACAGGGAGCUGCAGGGGGAUGUCACUGACAACCUGUUAAACACUUUACAAAUGUGAGGAAAACUUCACCAGAGGACACUUGUGUGUUUACAAAGGUACAUCUUUGUGUGUCGGGGCUAAUGCUAAUUUUGGCUGCCUAAUAAAUAUUUAAAUAAUACCAAUGACUGAAAUAAUCUACACCUAAAAAUUGUUGGACUGUCCUUACAACAAAUAUUAUUUCGUUGUUAUGUUGCAUUUAAUGUUUUCAUAAAAGUUAGCAUUAAUAUUGACAUACGUUUCAAAAAAUAGGAGUGUCCUCUGGUUAAGGUUUCCUGUCCCCUUGAUUGGGACUUGUCGGCUACAGUUGGAGCCGAUUGUAAGGAGUUAAUUUUCACACUAAACAAAAUUAGGGCUAGUUUAUUUUAUGUAAAUCUGACAACUUUUGUAUUUCAAGAUGGAUCAUCUGUUGGAGAAGAAAUAUUUCACUUGAUUAUAAUGUGUCAGACAUAUUUUAAGCAUGUAAAAAAAUAAUAAUAAUUCUAAACAAAAUAUUUAAAUCAAAGCUGAUGCUGUUUGAGUCAUUUUAACUUGCAUGAAUUAUGUGCAUUGUAAAACAUUGCAGUAAGUGAGGACCUGACUGCGCUGCUUUGCUUCAUUUUACUUUAAUCACAAAAUCCAGGCUUCGAUAACCCCAUUCAUACUGCUGAAUCACAAAUGACCAAUAUCUGCAUUAAAAUGAGUCAUAUCUGCAUUAGGUCAAAUGAAAUGAGCUUGUGAUAAUAAUCAUUUUCAUUUAACUUUCAUUGAACAUUUUCACUUGAUAUUUUAAUAUGUUUAUUUAUUCUUUAAUUAUCUACUUUGAAGAAGAUUUUACAUAUUCACCAGCAAAUCCAAAACACUAGAUUAAAAAAGUCUAAUCAAGAUUAUUACUGUAUUGUGGAAUAUUUGAACUGUUAAAUUAUAUAUUUUUGCUGUGUUUUUUGCAAAGAUUCAAAGCAAUGGUAUUAUGGACAUAAGAACCACAAAACAGAAAGGGGAUCCUGCAUACUGUGCCUUGAAAUCACCUCACGCAAGUUCAGAAGCAAAGGUUAAUGGUCAUACAGGCAGUUAGAGAAAUUAUAAAUUGAAUACUUUAUUUCAAUAAUUUGGUCAACAUAGUUGUAACUUAUGUCAUAACUUAAGAGCUAACAUUGGUAAUAGGUUGUAAAUGCACAAAAUGAGACAUGAGGCAAAAAAGAUUGUUCUGAAUGUUUUUGAAAAGUGUAAAACAUUUUAAUGUAGAUGCAUUUAAAACUGUAUCAUAUUUGUUUCUGAAAAGUCAAACGUGGUGUGGCUGAAAUAAAGAUGUAUUGUACUUUUUC